Molecule: messenger RNA, 1826 nt
Organism: Marasmius oreades (fairy-ring Marasmius)
Lineage: Eukaryota; Fungi; Basidiomycota; Agaricomycetes; Agaricales; Marasmiaceae
Gene: TIF1
Product: translation initiation factor eIF4A
Exons: 10
Coding region: 169-1359 (396 amino acids)
Molecular function (GO): RNA binding; RNA helicase activity; ATP binding
Source: RefSeq, a predicted model, not a curated record
GUCACCCUAAUCAUUUGUCGCUGCCAGCACUGCUUAAAUUUUCUCCCUCCUCGUUGUCCGUUACCUCAACGACAACCUUCUCAACAGCAACAAAGACUUGCAAAUUAUUGCUUUCUUGUCGAUCUACUAGUAGUCGACGAAAACUAGUCAAAUCUAGAGAAAAACAACAUGGCAGAAGAACAACUUCAAGACGUUCCAGAGAGCGAGAUUGAGUCCAACUGGGACCAGAUCGUCGACAACUUCGACAACAUGGAUUUGAAACCGGAGCUGCUGCGUGGUAUCUAUGCUUAUGGUUUCGAACGCCCUUCAGCCAUCCAACAGCGUGCCAUCGUUCCUGUCGUCAAAGGCCACGACGUAAUUGCACAAGCCCAGUCUGGUACUGGUAAAACGGCUACGUUCUCCAUCUCCAUUCUCCAGCAGCUUGAUAUGUCCAUCAAGGGAACACAAGCUCUCAUCCUUGCUCCAACUCGCGAGCUCGCUCAACAAAUCCAAAAAGUCGUCAUCGCCCUCGGUGAUUACAUGAAUAUCGAAUGCCAUGCAUGUGUCGGAGGAACGAACGUAAGAGAAGAUAUGGCGAAGCUUCAGGAAGGUGUCCACGUAGUUGUCGGCACACCAGGCCGCGUAUUCGAUAUGAUCAACAGGCGCGCCUUGAAGUCAGAUACUAUCAAGAUCUUCUGUUUGGAUGAGGCCGAUGAGAUGCUGAGCCGUGGUUUCAAGGACCAGAUUUACGAAGUCUUCCAACUCCUUCCUCAAGACACCCAAGUUGUCCUGCUGUCCGCCACCAUGCCCGCCGAUGUCCUUGAAGUGACAAAGAAGUUCAUGAGGGACCCCGUUCGUAUCCUGGUCAAGAGAGACGAACUUACGCUUGAAGGUAUCAAACAGUUCUACAUAGCUGUGGAGAAGGAGGAGUGGAAGUUGGAUACACUUUGCGAUCUAUACGAGACUGUGACGAUCACUCAGGCAGUCAUCUUCUGCAAUACGAGGCGCAAGGUCGAUUGGUUGACAGACAAGAUGCACGGGAGGGAGUUUACGGUGUCUGCUAUGCACGGUGACAUGGAGCAAAAGCAACGGGAAGUUUUGAUGAAAGAAUUCAGAUCUGGGUCUUCCCGUGUCCUCAUCACGACCGACUUGCUCGCGCGCGGUAUUGACGUACAGCAAGUAUCGCUGGUGAUCAAUUAUGAUUUGCCCACGAACAGGGAGAACUACAUUCACCGUAUUGGUCGUGGCGGACGAUUCGGAAGGAAGGGAGUUGCAAUCAACUUUGUCACUACGGAUGACGUGCGCAUGUUGAGAGAUAUUGAACAGUUUUACAACACCCAGAUUGACGAAAUGCCUCUGAAUGUUGCCGAUCUCAUUUGAAAUCAGCGUGGUCUUAGUGCCUUUCUCUUGUUCGCAGAGGCACUACCCUUCCUUUCCCUCGUAUUUUCGCUUUAACUUACUCCCAUGCUAUGUCUUCCUUCGUUGUUUUCAUAUUUGCCUAGUCUUAUGUGUUUACGUUCAUGAAAUCUUUUGUUGCGCAUGGUUCCGCUUGUUCUUCCCUGAACAACUUCCGUUAUGCGGCACCUACAGACACACACUCUGCCCCUCCCGCUCAUACCCCCCCUGAAACAUGUAACGCCGCCUUACCCUUCCUCAUCCCCGCCCCGCCGCUUGUUUCUUUCUGUUUUCUCAUUUGCUGAUGACUAGAUGUAAGAGUAGUGUACGCGUUUCUAUUUCCGCUUUCCUUUACCAAUGUCUGUUACUACUUGGAUUUUACGAGGCGUUGUGGUUACAUGUUGUAUGUAGGCGUUGGGAUACAAAAAUGACAGGUGAAUUCUGUUCAGCCC